Molecule: messenger RNA, 3984 nt
Organism: Beauveria bassiana ARSEF 2860
Lineage: Eukaryota; Fungi; Ascomycota; Sordariomycetes; Hypocreales; Cordycipitaceae
Product: endoplasmic Reticulum Oxidoreductin 1
Exons: 6
Coding region: 1-3984 (1327 amino acids)
Biological process (GO): protein folding in endoplasmic reticulum
Cellular component (GO): endoplasmic reticulum; endoplasmic reticulum membrane
Molecular function (GO): protein-disulfide reductase activity; FAD binding; thiol oxidase activity
Source: RefSeq, a predicted model, not a curated record
AUGAAGUCUGCCGGCAAACUCUUUUUUCUCUCCGUCUUUGCCCUCUGCGCGGCGCCCGGGAUUUGCACCGACGCAUCCAAGGAUGGCUGUCCAAUCUCUCCCAAGGCCAUUGUAGAUGACGCUUGCGUCUCCUACGCCACGCUUGACAAGCUCAACACCCGUGUCAAGCCCGCCGUCGACGACCUCACCCAGACGACCGACUUCUUCUCCCACUACCGCCUCAACCUAUUCCACAAGUCCUGCCCCUUUUGGGACGACUCCAACGGCCUCUGCGGCAACAUAGGGUGUGCCGUCGAGACGCUCGACAACGAGGACGAUAUCCCCGACGUCUGGAAGGUCAAGGAGCUGAGCAAGCUCCAGGGACCCCUGGCGAAACAUCCCGGCCGCGCCUCCAAGAAGGAGCACCGCCCGCUGCACGGCGAGCUUGGCGACAGUGUCGGCGAGAGCUGUGUUUACGACAACGACGAUGAGUGUGACGAGCGCGACUAUUGCGUUCCCGAGGACGAAAGCGCCUUCUCCAAGGGCGACUAUGUCAGUCUGACAAAGAACCCCGAGCGCUUCACGGGCUACGCGGGCCUCGGCUCCCACAUGGUCUGGGACGCCAUCUACCGCGAAAACUGCUUCCAGCGCAGCUCCUUUCCGCGCUCCGCCGACGUCGGCACCUCUCUGUGGCCAAAGGGUCCCGCAGCCAUGGACUUCAAGCAGGUCAUGGAGGCCGCCGGUCGCCAGGCCCAGCUCGACCAAAACCGCCUGCAAAAGCCCGAGACGCCGUUUGUCGCCAGCACGGGGCUCGAGACCGACGACGAGUGCCUUGAGAAGCGCGUAUUUUACCGCGUCGUGUCGGGCAUGCACGCCAGCAUAAGCACCCACCUCUGCUGGGACUACCUCAACAAGACGACGGGCCUCUGGGGCCCCAACUUUGACUGCUACAUGGAGCGCCUUCACCCGUACCCCGACCGCAUCAGCAACCUCUACUUCAACUACGCCCUCGUGACGCGCGCCGUCGCCAAGCUCGGGCCGUACCUACAGAAGCCGGUGUACACGUUUUGCACCGACGACGCGCACGAGGACGCCUCGACGCGCGGCAAGGUGCUCAAGGUGACGCAGCGCGCCGCCCUGGUUCCCGAGAUCUUUGACGAGAGCAUCAUGUUUGUCAAUGGUGAGGGCCCAUCCCUCAAGGAAGAUUUCCGCAACCGCUUCCGCAACAUCAGCCGACUGAUGGACUGCGUCGGCUGCGACAAGUGCCGCCUCUGGGGCAAAGUCCAGACUAACGGAUACGGCACUGCGCUCAAGGUGCUCUUUGAGUUUGGCAAGGACAACGAUAAAGACGUGCCCGUGCUCAAGCGCACCGAGCUCGUCGCCCUGUUCAACACGUACGGCCGUCUCACGAAGUCGCUCAUGGCCAUAGCCCAAUUUCGGAAAAUGGCCGUCGAGGCCGAGGACCAGCGAAAGGCGGCAGAGCUGCUCGCCGAGACGGCAAAGGACAUUCGCGAGCCGCUGGAUCAUCCGCUCACGUCCAACGAGGACGAGGAGCUCUCGGACGAGUUGGUCGAUUUGAUCCGCAAGAAGAAUCGCGGGUCGGCGGGUGAGGACUGGAAGUCGCAGGUGGACCACGAGCUGGCGCUUUUCAAGCUGGCUAUGCGUGUCGUCUUUACCGGCUGGAUCCGUGCCCCAGUUUACUUUGUCAAAGUGGCCAUUGCCGAGUCUACACAGCUUUACUAUGCGCAAAGAGGGCGUGAUUAUAGUCGCCCACCAUCCGCAGCUCUCCCGCAGCUCUCAGCCCAUCUUCCUCUUCCCCAGACUGCCUCGCGACAACAAGCCCACCUCAUCGACCUUUUCCAACAGCCCCUUUCUGCCUGCGAAACCGUACUCUCUCAACAUAACGGCGCCACGUAUACCCAAUGGCCGCAUACGGGCUAUGAAUCACCGAUCCCCGCCCCGGCACGCUCGCCGCGCACAACGACAACCAGCACCACUAUCCGCGUCGCCGUCGCCAUCAUGUCCUUGUCGUCCAUGACGUCGCUGCCCGCGCCGCCGCCUCGUCGCCCGCGGCUGCUUGCCCAGAACCGCAAGCUGCGGCACCUCUGCGGGCUAUCCCUGCGCAACCUGUCCUUUGCGCCGCCGACUGCGCGCAUCCUGCGCUCCGCCGACGACGGUGACCUCCCCCACGGCAGCAACAAGAAGAAGCCGACGACGACCACCACCACCACGACGAAUACCACCCAGAAGCUGCCCGUUCUGCAGGAGACGAGCAGUGAUGUCGCGCCCGGCGCGGCGCUGCAUCCGUCACGGUCUUCGGAUCAUCUGGCCGGAAAGGAGGCCGCGAGGCGCCUGAGCGCAAGCGGCGGCGGUGGUCACCGCAUAGGAGCGCCGCUGGUGCAGCGACGCGCGAGUCUUAGCAAUGCGCCGUCGAGCCCGGCGAGCCGCCAGAAGAAGCUCGAGGAGCUGGCGGACGAGGCGGUCGGCGACGUCUUCUUCUCCCUGCACGAUCCGGCGAGCCCGGAGGAACCUAUAUAUAUAAGCGAAACAGGAGAGCGAUCAGCGAGCGCCUGGACUUUUCUCCUCGAGGAGCUCAUUGACCUCCGCAAGCUGCACUUUAUAUCCACGACCCUCAACCGCGAGUAUCGGCCUAACGCGCUGAUUUUCCACCUCGAGGACGGCGUGUACUCGCUCGACUUUCCCGACUGCGUCUCCGAGCCCCGCCAGCAGGCCCAGCCCACCACCACGUCGUCGUACAAUGCGCUCAUGAAGCUGGCAAACCUUGAAAGCUCCCUACGCGACGCCGAGGAGACGCGGCGCGCGGUGGUGCAGCAGAUCAACGACGUCGUCGUCACCACCGCCGCGGGGGGAUCCGCUGACGGCGCGGCCGACGCGGCGGAGGAGAGCGUGGUGCUUGCGGGCAAGUAUCUGGCCACGCAGCGCCGUCUCAACAGCCAGGCCGAGCGGCGCCGCGACGAGCUGCGCACGUCGCUGCGCGUGCGGAGAGACGCCAUCGCCGCGGGCAAGGCCCUGCAGCGCAGCCGUGCCGAUGACAUGGCCAGCGGCAAGGAGAAGAUGGUCGCGUCGCGACGUCUGCUCGACGACACGGCGCAGCAAAUUCGCGGCCAGCGCCGCCGCAUCUGCGCCGACCUCGCCGCCGUGUUUCCCAUUGCGCCGAUACCGCACGCGCCGCCGCUGUCCUUUACUAUAUGCGGCAUCCCGCUGCCCAACUCGGUCUACGACGCUGGCGUCGCGCGUAGUGUCGGCGAGGACGCGCUCUCCGCCGCGCUCGGCCUCGUCGCGCUGCUCGCGUGCCAUCUCCAGUUCUACCUCGGCUACCCGCUGCCCUACCCCCUCGUCACGCCGCUCGUAGGCUCCCGGACCUACAUCCGCGACGAAAUCUCCCAUCUCGACGCGUCGUCCGCUUCCACCACCGCAAACAAAGCUGGAACCGCCAGCAGCCGACGCGAAUUCCCGCUCUUUCUCCCCCGCGGCGGCUCCACCACCAGCCAAUGGCGCUUCGAGUACGCCUGGUUUCUGCUCAACAAGGACCUCGAGACGCUGUGCGCCGCGCAGGGCCUGCGCGUUGUCGACGUCCGCCACACCCUACCCAACCUCAAGUACCUGCUGUAUGUCGGGAGCGCGGGCUCCGACGAGGUGCCCGCGCGCAAGAAGGGCGGCGUCCGCGGGCUUUGGGCAGGACGCCUCGCGGGCCGCGUGCCCGAGCUGCGCGGCGGCGGCGGCGACGGCAGCAGCACGGGGGGAAGUCGGCCGGGAAGUGCCGACAGCGAGGCCCACGCGCAGCGCGGCGAGGUUUUGGUGUUGCGGGAGCCGAUGUUGGCGGACGAACAGCAACAUCAAGAGCAACAACAACAGCCGCUGGCGGUGGGAUGGGGCGUGGCGGGCGGGGGAGGCAUGAAUUCCGACUUUGCGCUGCCGUUUGAAAACCACGAGACAAAGUUUACGCUGCGCACAAAGGGCCUACGAGAAAACGUGGCCGGUUGA